AUGUCUACGUCGUCGGGCAAGACCGGACGUUGCCUCUGUGGCAAGAUCGAAUAUGAGCUCAAGGGCCCUUCGGCUACGCCUUUGUACAACACAGAGUCAGCGGCACAGCAUUCUACACUGCGUCGAUUUGCCCCAGAGAAGUACGCGAGCCCACAAUUUGUUCUUGAAGCACCCAGCCAGCCCUCCACGUGCCGCAACAUGAUGCAUGGCUUCAGCGUAACCAAGGGUGCAGAGUACCAAAAAGACUACUGGGAUACAAACACCGACUCUGGGACGAAUCUCAAGCGCGUUUUCUGUACGGAGUGUGGGACCAAGUUGUUCGCCUUCACUCCACUCUGGGACGAGAUCGUCUCGGUCGCUGCUGGCACUUUGGACGACUUCGAUUCUUGGUGUCCGGACACCGAGCAAUACUGCAUUCAUCGUGCCGCAUUUGUGGAGAAGGCGAAGGGUGUUGAGAGGGAGAGGAGUUUCAAACUUGCCGUGAAAGGAGGUGAGAUAGAAUGA
Zasmidium cellare ATCC 36951 is the source of this 504-nucleotide messenger RNA. RefSeq lists its product as uncharacterized. The transcript is spliced from 3 exons. Gene Ontology annotation, molecular function: carbon-sulfur lyase activity. The record is from RefSeq and is a predicted model, not a curated record. NCBI's taxonomy places the organism in Eukaryota, Fungi, Ascomycota, Dothideomycetes, Mycosphaerellales, Mycosphaerellaceae. Bases 1 to 504 code for a protein of 167 amino acids.